CGCAGUGCUCCGUUCGUAAGAAAAAAUAAUUUUUCACUUUUCUCUUCGUUUGGUUUUGUUUUGCUAUUUUUCUUUAUUUUGUUUUUCUUUUUUUCUGCGAAUGCAGAAUGAAGCAAACGGAAAUGAAUGCAUAUGUUUGAUUAAUUAAUUUGAAUUGAUUUAUCUAGAAGUGAGUGAAUAGAAAAAAAUGAUUUUCUACUGGUGAAACUACUUUGGUGAAUCGUUGCUUGAUAUAAAUUUAAACAAACAAAUAUAAAAAGAUAUUUAAAGUUUUAUACAUCACCCAUCUAUUGAUUGUGUCUAGUGAAAGGAUAUUUUAUAAUAAUUAUAAAACAGGAACUGCAAAACAUUCCUAUCAAAUAAAAUAUUUGUGUUGAUUUUCGAUGAGUUUUAUAAAAAAAAAGGAUAUUCUAUUGCAGUCGUUUAAACAGUUGUUGUUAAGAUAAAUCUAUGAAUUUGAUUUAACAACAUAUUUGAAUAAAUUCCGUCCAGUCUAGCAAAAAAGCUAACACAAUUUAUUUGGGCCAGUAAAAACAAAUAGAUAACAAAUCAUUAAACAAAAAAAAAGAAAAAAACAUCACCCAGUUUCGAAAAGAUGACGAAAACGGCAAAAAAAUGGACAACAAUAAAAUGUCAUCAUUAAAAUCUAAACAAAUCCCAUUUUGGAUAUAGUGUUGGCGCGCCCCCACAAUUCCUCAAACGCCAUAACCAACAGCAUCUCCUUUUUUUUCUCCCCGAUUCUCUUAUUUCCCCCAAAGAAACAUACAUAAUGAUGAAUUCAUAAAAAAAAAACGAAAAGAAAGAAAACAAACUAAGAACAAAACCAAGGAUAUACGUUUUCUAUCAGUUUAAGUUGUGGAUUUUCUUUUGUUUCGGAAACGGAAAACUGAGAAAAAAAACAAACGUUCUGAUUAUUUCAAAAUUUUAAACAGAACAAAAAAAAAAUUCCAAAGAAAAAGGAAUACAGAAAAAAAACUAAUUCACACUUUUAUGCAUAAAAGAAUUAACAAUAAGACAGCAACUAACGCUAAGAAAAAAGCAUUUAUCCAUCCGCAGAAAGAGAAAAACACAAAUCAAAAACAAAGUUAAAAAUCAUCUCGACAACAAAUAAGAAUCACGAGAAGGGCAAAGAAAGCGCGUGGACAGAACGAAAACAAAGAAAAUAAUAAAACAAUCCAACCUAAAUGACUGAAUCAACACAACUGCAAACGACAGAAAACAAUAAUACAGGGGUGGCUAAAAUGGAACCACCACCACCCAUAUCUACAUCGCCAUCACCAUCAAGUCACAACAACAACAACAAUGACCAACAACAGCAUCAGCAGAAUCACCACAGUCAGAAUCCUUUCCACAACCAACAACAACAACAGCAUUAUGCUUUGAAAUGGAACGACUUCCAGACGUCAAUGCUUUCAUCAUUUCGUCACCUGAGAGAUGAAGAGGAUUUUGUAGAUGUCACAUUGGCCUGUGAUCAGAGAUCAUUUACCGCGCAUAAAGUUGUCUUGAGUGCGUGUAGUCCGUAUUUUAGGAAAUUAUUAAAAGCCAAUCCAUGUGAGCAUCCGAUUGUUAUACUGCGUGAUAUCCGUUGUGAGGAUGUUGAAAACUUGUUAAGCUUUAUGUAUAACGGUGAAGUGAAUGUCAGUCAUGAGCAGCUUUCUGACUUUCUCAAGACCGCACAUUUGCUUCAAGUGCGUGGACUUGCCGACGUCAAUGGAUCCUCAUCAAAAUUAUCUUCAAUAACAAGUACGAAAUUAAGUCUGGGCAGCAGUAAUAUUAAUAACGUAAACAACAGCAACAACAACAAUAACAGCAAUAGUGCAACACCAUCAGCGGUUGUUGCAGCCCUAACAUCAAGUUCAAGUUCCACACCCGCAGUACAAGAACUCAAAGCCUCGCCGUCACCUGUAAGACAAAUCAAAUCAACUCACCAUUGGGAUUUGUCAGAUGACAAUCGAACGAGUCAUUUGACACCACCCCCACAAAAACGUAUAAAAAGUGCCGAUCUUUUCCGUGCCCAGCAUGGUAUCAGUCCUGAACGUCUUUUAAUUGAAAGAGAAUUUCCUGUAAAUAGCAGUGGAGGUGUUGGUAUUGGUAGCAGCAAUAGUAACAGUGGUCAACAUCCUCUAACGCGUGAACGAAACCGUGAUCGUGAUCAUAGUCGUGAAACAUCGCGCGAUCGUGAUCGCGACCGUGAUCGCAGCUUAGAAUUGAGAGAUUCCUUGCUAAGUCAGGCGCUAGAAAGUGGUCAACAAAUGGGUACAAAUCAGAAACAUCCUGAUUUAGCAUCAUUGCAUGCGCAAAGUGCUGGUGAAGAAUCUAACAGCAGCGAUACAGAACCAUCGGAUCGUGGUGAUGGUCAAAUGGACGGUACAAUGGACAGUUUGAAUGGUUCGUUGGACAAUCAGAGAUCUCAUUCGUUCCCAAGUGCGUUCUUAGGACUACAAGGUAUUCCGGGACUUUUACCUGGACCAUCAGGAAUUCAUGGUGGCAAUGAUUUUGAUAUUCAAAACAAAUACGGAUUAAUGGCAAAUGUCAAGGAGGAACUAGCUGACAAUUAUACAACCGAUGAGCAAAAUUUAAAACCACUGUCUUCGUCACCAUCAUCAGCGGAUGUACAUUCCAAUGAAAUUCCUAAAUCCGAAUGUAAUGGUGUUGACAAUGACAUUGACGAUGAACAACAUUCAAAUCGUCCUAAAUCACUUCCGCAAGCUCUUCGAUCUCCCUCACCGGAUAAUUCAUCUAAUGACUAUUCUAAUGAUUCAUCUUCGUCGGCAAUGUCGUUAACUGUUAAACACAACAACAACAAUAACAAUAAUACUCAGAGCACUGAUCCAGCACUGUUUCAUUCAUUAGUGCAACAGCAUCAUCAUCAUCAGCAGCAACAACAACAGCAUCAACAACAAAAUAACCAACGCCAACAACAACAACAUCAACAGCAUUUUAUGCAACGGCAUCACCAAGACAAUAAACGAAACAUGAAUCAACUGCAUAUGGACGAGAUGCAAUCUCAUCAGCACCAACUAACAGCAAAUCUGUUUAUGGCCAGAACCAUAGCUCUCAGCCGAUCGCGAGAUUUUCCAGAAAUUCUGCAAAAUACAACAGCAGCCGCUGCUGCAGCAGCCGCAGCUGCCGCAUCAACUACAGCAACAGCCGCUAAUAGUAAUUACCUUCUUCCUUGUCCAUUGUGUGAGACUCCUUUGGAGCAAAGAGUUUUUAGACAGCAUUUAGAUCGACAUUACCCGCGUGACAGUCCUGUCUGUCCGGUUCUUGAAUGUGGGCGUAGAUUUGCUCAUCCGAAUUCUGUGCGCAAUCACAUGAGAAUAAAGCACACUUUGCAGUGGGCCAAAAUGAAAGCAAUGCGCUCGUCCGGUGGUCCGUUCUCGGGAAUACCAGACUUUAAAUGAAAUUGUGAGUGUGGCUAGUUGACCAUUGUAGGUUUAAAAAAGAAAAGAUGCUUGGACAAUGUCAUGAAUUAUGAAACAGCUUUAAAAACUUCCAUUUAUUUUUCGUGAUUUAAAAAACAAACAUAAAGCUUACUUUUAUUACUUCUUAUAAAAACGAGAAUUUAAAGAAGAGAUAUUCGUGUAAAAUAUCAACAAAAUGUAAAAACAAUAAAGUUAAAAAAACCGUUGUGAUCCAAGGAAAAAAAAAAUUUCUUGUUAAGAGAAAUAAUUGCGAAAUGCUAAAAUUUUAGGAAACAAAUCUCCUUUGCAUAUAGAAACUAACAAAAAAAAAAGCAGACUUUUGUCUUGUCAGCACAAUUCGGACUAAAAAAAACUUUUCAAUUUGAAAAUUCAUUUAUUUUUUUUCGUGAACAGAAUUCAGUAAAAUGUCAAAUAAUUUAUUUUCUUCUAUUCGAUGUAUCGACAAAACUAAUAAACCAAACACCUUAAGAAACGUUACAGCCGUUCUUUACAAACUUAAUGCGGUGGGCUCAUCUUUAAUGGCAGCUUCCAUAUACAAUUUAUACAAAGCAAGCCAUCGAGUAAGCACAGUUGAGCAUCAAUGUUUUUUUUUCUCACAAUGAAUUCAUUUUUUUAUGUAAAAAGAAUUCACUAUGGCGUAUACGUAAUAUUUUUUUUAAUAGAAAACCAUACAUUUUUAAAUUUUCGUUAAUUGAUGAAAUUAAUCGAAUUUUUAUGAACAUUUUUUCUGUUCAAUGGUGAUCAUAAUAAGUCGUUGUAUUUCACACUAACAAAUACAAAAACUCCGGACGCAUACACACAUCGAACGCUCAAGCAUUAACUUUGAACAUCUGCAUAUUACAUUGCAAGCAUCUUUGUUUCUGUGAUUUUGCUUUAAAAAAAAUAGAUUAAUACAUGAUAGGUUCUCCAAGAGUUCUGAAAAUUCGGUUUUGGUUCGCUCUGAGCAGGCAACAAAACAUUUAGUGAACAUUUUGGAAACAGUCAAAUUUUUUUUUUUAUUUAUACAAAUCUUAAAUUCCUAUUCAGAAACAAAUUCUCUUUUAAGAUACUUACAUGCGACUUAGGUCUUGUUUCACGGUUCAUAAAGUUUUAAAGUUCGGACAUUCAAAACAUGAAAAAAAAGACAAAGGAAACAAUUUCGAAUGAACUUACUUUAAACAACAUCAGCUAUUCUGAAACAAGCCCUAAAUAUAAAAAACAGUGACUAUCGAAAUUAAACAUCCCUUCCCUUGUUUUAAUAAGCAAAUCAGAGAUUAAAAAAAAAAACUUUUUACAAAUGACAUUGUCCUCGCAUUUCAAGGUCCUGUUUAUUAUAAAUUUUUUUUCUAGAACUUCAUACAAAAAUAAUAUUUUUGCAACUAGCUUUGAUUAAAAUAAAAUAAAAAUAAAGUCCUAUGAAAAUGAAUUGUUAUGUUCCUAUUAAUAAAAAAAUAAA
Messenger RNA from Episyrphus balteatus (marmalade hoverfly), 4860 nucleotides. It is a transcript of the gene ab, whose product is annotated as protein abrupt. The transcript is spliced from 7 exons. The coding region runs from base 1185 to 3404 and encodes 739 amino acids. The record is from RefSeq and is a predicted model, not a curated record. NCBI's taxonomy places the organism in Eukaryota, Metazoa, Arthropoda, Insecta, Diptera, Syrphidae. Gene Ontology annotation, cellular component: nucleus. Gene Ontology annotation, molecular function: protein binding. Gene Ontology annotation, biological process: regulation of transcription by RNA polymerase II.